Molecule: messenger RNA, 1395 nt
Organism: Dermacentor andersoni
Lineage: Eukaryota; Metazoa; Arthropoda; Arachnida; Ixodida; Ixodidae
Biological process (GO): intracellular protein transport
Molecular function (GO): GTPase activity; GTP binding
Source: RefSeq, a predicted model, not a curated record
CCCCCUUUCUUGCGAUAACGUCAGUCGUCCGCGACCAUAUCGCCGUACAGAGAUGUUCGUCCUGGAGUGGCUGAGCGACGCGCUCUCGUACCUGGGCAUCUGGCAGAAGGGCGGCAAGCUGCUCUUCCUGGGCCUCGACAACGCGGGCAAGACGACGCUGCUGCACAUGCUGCGGGAGGACCGCAUGGCGCAGCACGUGCCCACGCUGCACCCAACUUCGGAGGAGCUCCGCGUGGGCAACGCGCGUUUCACCACGUUCGACCUGGGCGGCCACGUGCAGGCGCGCCGCGUGUGGCGCGACUACUUCCCGGCAGUGGACGCCGUCGUGUUCCUGGUGGACGCGCACGACCGCGAGCGCUUCGCCGAGUCCCGCGCCGAGCUGGACGCGCUGCUGGCCGACGAGCAGCUGGCCGGGUGCCCCGUGCUCGUGCUGGGCAACAAGAUCGACAAGCCGGGGGCGGCGAGCGAGCACGAGCUGCGCUCCUUCUUCGGGCUCCAGGCGCAGGUCACGGGAAAGGGCAGCGUGCCCCGGGCCGAGCUGGGCGAGGUGCGGCCCCUCGAGACGUUCAUGUGCAGCGUGCUGCGGAGGCAGGGGUACGGCGACGGCUUCCGCUGGCUGGCGCAGUACGUCUAGGGCUGUUCGGCGGCCACGACGUCUGGCCCGCGUCUGGCCGCGCGACAGAAGGACGACGGAAAGGCGUUCCUUCCCUUGUCUGGAAUCACAACGGCGCAGGUCAUCGGGCCGUUGUGAACGGCGAAGAGCAAGGACGUACGGGAGCGUUGGCCAUGGUCCCUUUUCUUUCUUCUUUCUUUCUUUUCUUCACUGCGGAGGAGUGGGUUAGGAACGUUACCGGACAUUGAGACACUACGUUGUCUGUGCAACACGCUUCCAGCACUCUCCCUGUUUGUUUUGUUUUUUUCUUCUCAUUCCUGCUUCCCGCACAGUUUAAUCCAUCGCAACGAACGGCGUGCGCGUGUAGUAGUGCGAAUCAAGCAAGAAAGGCUUCCAGCUGACAAGGACAGAAGCGUCAGGGUUCCUAUAGCUGACAAGGACAGAAGGGACAUGUCGUCGUCCCACACGCGAUGCGCCUGCACUUGGACGCCCAGACCGACUCUGUUUCUGUUUUUUCUCCUUCCGUUGGUUCCUUUUAUGUAUGCUUUUCAUUCCUUUUUCUUUUUUUCAUUCGAGCUGCUGUGAGCUUGCGUCCUUCAAUACAUGGUCAGCCUAAAGCGCAUUGUUUCAGCGUGCUUAACAUAAACAAUGUACUCACUAAACCACGCCAGGAAAGAAAAGAAGGGAUAGGAGGGGGGACGCCUAGCUUCCAAGAGAGACACUUGCCGCGCACGGCCUUUCGUCGAGUGCCAUUCGCGGCGUUUUCUCUUGGGUGCGGCCUG